AUGGGUACCUUCAACCUGUGGACAGAUUACCUGGGUUUGGCACGCCUGGUGGGGGCUCUGCGUGGGGAAGAGGAGCCCGAGAGCAGGCUGGACCCCCAGCCAGAGCCAGCGCCAGGUCCCGGGGAUCAGAGAACCAGCCCGGAACCCUCGGUGGCCCCCGAACGCCUGUGCUCCUUCUGCAAACACAACGGCGAGUCCCGGGCCAUCUACCAGUCCCACGUGCUCAAAGAUGAGGCGGGCCGGGUGCUGUGUCCCAUCCUGCGAGACUACGUGUGCCCGCAGUGCGGCGCCACACGUGAGCGUGCCCACACCCGCCGCUUCUGCCCGCUCACCGGCCAGGGCUAUACCUCCGUCUACAGCUAUACCACUCGCAACUCAGCUGGCAAGAGGCUCGCCCGGCCAGACAAGCCGAGGACGCAGGACCCAGGGCAUCGCCGAGGAGGAGGAGGAGGAGGAACAGGUUCCAAGGGUGCCAGGAAGUCUUCAGGACCCUCGCCUUCUUCCUGUAGUCCCUCCACUUCUGCCUAG
This is a messenger RNA of Trichechus manatus latirostris (Florida manatee), 528 nucleotides long. It is a transcript of the gene NANOS3, whose product is annotated as nanos C2HC-type zinc finger 3. NCBI's taxonomy places the organism in Eukaryota, Metazoa, Chordata, Mammalia, Sirenia, Trichechidae. Gene Ontology annotation, molecular function: zinc ion binding; mRNA binding. The transcript is spliced from 2 exons. The record is from RefSeq and is a predicted model, not a curated record. Gene Ontology annotation, cellular component: perinuclear region of cytoplasm. Bases 1 to 528 code for a protein of 175 amino acids. Gene Ontology annotation, biological process: negative regulation of translation; oogenesis.